GAUUUUCUUUUUUGUGAUCUUGUCUUCGUUUUUUAAGUAGGCCUAUAUAAAUGCAUGUCGACUUGAUAUGCUAUAUUUAACUUUUAUCUUUCAAAUAUAAAAUAAUACUUCAAAGUGGAACAUUGUAGGCUACUAGGCAAAUUUAAAACGUUUACUUGAUUAUUUCCGCUCUGCACCAGUCCCGGGCCGUGGCAAUAACACUUUCCCAGCUUACUGAACCCUCAUGCAUUUACCGGUGCCAGUUAGUUACCAUUUUCCAUUAUUUUGGGUUGGCGAGUGAGAGAUCGUGGCGAGGUUUGAGACGCGCGUCUGCCCGGUUUUUCAGGUUUCCUGCUACUACAACUUUCGAACCCAAACAAUACACGCACGGGCUUGUAUUUAUGUAGACUAAAAUGGCAUGAACACGUUAAACCUUAAGAACUAAAAGUCUGACAUUAACUUGAUUAUUUACCUUUGUUUAGAAUAUAAAAUUUAUAUUUAACAUUAAAAUUAAAAGUCUGAAUCAGAAAAAGCUGUUCACACACAAUUAAAAUGAAGGUCGCAUAAAUUUAUGACAAAGAUUGUUGUUUGUUUAUAGCCCUAAUAGUACUUUAUUUCAGUUCAACACUAUCUAUUUACAUUAACGCAAUGCUCUUUUUUUCAGGAAAUAUUGGUUUUAUGUUUAUUCGUGUAUUUCUUUUUUUUAUGUUAACAUAUAGCUUAUUUUAACAAAUAGCUUAUUUUGAUUGGAUAGUGUGAUUCUGUUAAAUACUUUAAGUGCCAGCAUGUUCUCAGUUAUGCUGGCUAUUGUUGCAGCUGGCCAUAAGGUUCACCCGUAGAGCCCAUUGGCGAAGAGGUGUCACGUGACUACUUCGAGCCAAUGUUCUUCUACGAAGGUGUCAGGACCUUGUCAGAAAGUGAAAUAAACAUUGGGAAACAGCGAGAUGCAAAAAGCGACCUAUUGCGACGGCUCGGCAAUUUACAGUGGCUUCCCCUAUCAAAGCACAAACGGUUUAGGUUAUGAUGCCAAUCAGGAGCAAUAUCUCCAGGCCCUUCAUGUGGAAAGUGAGUACCAUCGACCGGCCUGCUCUGUGCAGUCCCCUGGUGGUUCUGCAGCUCUGCACAAACCCAGAGAGAUCUCACAGGGCUGCCAACGGAGUAACGGCACACAAGCCCCAGUACCAGAUAUCCCCGGCAACAACCAGCCCCCUACUGCUCCUUCUGGGCCAUCUUCCCCCAGUGCCCUGAACCAAAAUCCGAGCAAUGAUACCACCGCCAAGAACCCAGGACACGCUUCUCCACCGCCAACCACAAGGAAACAAAUUUUUCCGUGGAUGAAGGAAUCUCGUCAGAACACAAAGCAGAAAUCUUGUAGUACCAUAUCAGUAGAGAGCUGCGCUGGAGACAAGAGUCCCCCCGGUUCUGCCGCCUCCAAGCGCGCUCGUACUGCAUACACUUCUGCUCAACUCGUAGAGCUGGAGAAAGAAUUCCACUUCAAUCGUUACCUCUGCCGUCCGCGACGAGUGGAAAUGGCAAAUCUUCUCAACUUGACAGAAAGGCAAAUUAAAAUAUGGUUCCAGAAUCGCAGGAUGAAGUACAAAAAGGACCAGAAGGGGCUAGGAAUGAUGCCCUCUCCUGGAGCACAGUCUCCUCACAGUCCCGUUGCUCUGUCAUCCGGUGGCGGAGGAGGGGGUGGGAGUGCAUAUUUAAGUUCAAUGCAUUCUCUGGUUAACAGCAUGCCCUACAACUCACCCUCUCCAGCAACCUAUAACAAACCCCAGCCUAACGCGUACAGCCUUCCUACGUCAUACCCACCUCCUCUGAAUAACUGCCCCCCUCCUCAGAAGAGGUGUCCAGGGACUGGCACAGCCACGCCGGAAUAUGACACGCAUCACCUUCAAGGCAACAACAAUUACGGGACACAAGUGCAGGGUAGCCCGGUUUAUGUCAGUGGUGGUGGAGGCUACUCGGAUUCUUUGGUGGGGAUGGGGGCCUCGGUAUUUGGCCUGACACAUCUACCGCAUCCACCUCAAGGCAAUAUAGACUACAACGGCGCUAUCACCAUGGGAAACAGCCAUCAUCAAGGAACGUGCGACCCAAACCCAUGCACAUUCACAGAACUUACACCGCACUAUUCUCAGGAAAGAAUUCAGGAAGCGCCCAAACUGACGCAUCUAUAGUGCCGAUACCAUGUAUUUCUCUCCCAGUCUGCACACAUUUGAGCUCCGUCUGACUGCAUUUUCCACCACCUACAGCUGCGUAUGUUAGGUUCAUAUAGCCUAGUUUUCCUGACAUAGCCUCAGGUGAAACGACCUUGUUGUUGGUUUCACUCAAUACAUAAAAAGGAAAUUAAAGUUCCUCAAAGCUCAAAUGUCAUGGCAUCAUGGGAAUAUGUAGGCCUAUUUACAUUAAGGAUAUCUGAAACAGGGUUUUUUAAAGUGUAUUUUAAAGUCUUCAAAAUUCCCUUAGUCCAGGACUUAUUUUCUGUUUUGCAUUUUGCACUUAAGGAAGGAUGCAUAUGAAUACGAUUUCUUAUCUAACAGUCUCAUACAGUGUGAGCUCAUGUUUUUUAGGUCUUUCAAAUGUAUUUAUUUGUUUCCAUGGACAGUAGAUUGUGUUAUUUAGCCCAAAUCCUUCAGAUAAUGAGUAAAAGGAAACCGGAUCCCGCGAUUCUCCCAGUCAUGUCAGUGCUGAAACAAGUGCUAACAGGCAAGACUGUUUAUCAAUGUGUUCCAAUAAUAAUCAAUGUAUGCGAAUGUUAAUCAUGUGUUGCUUAGAGUCGAAAGAGACUGCGAUCAGAUACUCACUUUUAUUUGCUCAUUUCUUUUUUUUUUGUCAUACAUUCCAUGCUGCUCCACUUCUGAAGAAAUAAAAUACAUUAAUUGACUUCUGUAUUUGCAAAAAAAAAUACUUCUGUGUUAUAAAAAAAAACAGACAA
This is a messenger RNA of Carassius carassius (crucian carp), 2917 nucleotides long. RefSeq names its product homeobox protein Hox-A3a-like. The coding region runs from base 924 to 2159 and encodes 411 amino acids. The record is from RefSeq and is a predicted model, not a curated record. Gene Ontology annotation, cellular component: nucleus. The transcript has 3 exons. Gene Ontology annotation, biological process: regulation of transcription by RNA polymerase II. NCBI's taxonomy places the organism in Eukaryota, Metazoa, Chordata, Actinopteri, Cypriniformes, Cyprinidae. Gene Ontology annotation, molecular function: DNA-binding transcription factor activity, RNA polymerase II-specific; RNA polymerase II cis-regulatory region sequence-specific DNA binding.